AUGUCGAACGCAACGGAUUCCAACACCGUCUCCUUCGAGUUCUACCACUACCACCCGAACAUGGGCGGGGCCGUUCUUUUCAUUUUCCUGUUCAUAGCCACCACUGGUUACCACGCCUUCCAAAUGUUCCGCACCCGCACGUGGUUUCUGACCUCGUUUGUCGUGGGAGGUGUCUUUGAGGUGAUUGGAUAUAUCGGACGAGCCAUUUCAAGCAAGCAAAGCCCGGACUGGACCCUUGUGCCAUACAUGAUACAAACGCUUUUCCUACUCCUUGCGCCUGCCCUCCUCGCUGCAUCCAUUUACAUGCUCCUCGGGCGAAUCAUCCUGGCCCUCAAAGCCGAGUCGCACGCGCUGCUUCAGAAAAAGUGGUUGACGAAGCUCUUUGUCACGGGCGAUGUCCUUUCUUUCCUAUUGCAGGGUGCCGGUGGCGGCAUCCAGAGCAGCGGGAACAUGGACAGCUUCAAGACCGGCGAGCGGAUCAUCGUGGUCGGCCUGUUUAUUCAAAUCUUCUUCUUUGGCUUCUUCAUCAUUGUCGCGACGCACUUUUACUGGAAACUCAGGCGCUACCCAAUCCCGCGCGCCAGCUCGCCCGACAUCCCCUGGCGCAAACAUCUCCAUGUCCUCUACAUGGCCAGCUUCCUGAUCAUGGUGCGCUCGGUCUUCCGGCUGGCCGAGUAUCUGCAGGGGAAUGACGGGUAUCUUCUGCACCACGAGAUAUACUUGUACAUUUUCGAUGCGCUGCUCGUCUUUGUUACCAUGCUUCUUCUGAAUGUGGUGCAUCCUGCUGAGAUUGCGCGGUGUAUGGAUUUGAUUCCGGAUGGUGGGGAUAUGCCUCUUUAUGCGCAUAGACGGUAUACUGCUGUUUAA
Messenger RNA from Aspergillus calidoustus, 867 nucleotides. NCBI's taxonomy places the organism in Eukaryota, Fungi, Ascomycota, Eurotiomycetes, Eurotiales, Aspergillaceae. The record is from the annotation of a GenBank genome assembly.